CAUAUUCCCAACUCAACAAUCUGCCAAACUCUUGUUAUAGAACUUUGUAAUUUACUAUUAAUACACACAAAAAAGACAAGGGGACAGAUGUACAUAGAAGUGAAAUUCAAUAUUAAAGAAACAUGCAUGUAUCUAUCUCCCUCCUUUAGGCUCCAGUGAGUGAUUUAGGUGUUGUAAAAAUGGAAGAAAAGGUCCUAGAAAUAGGCAAUAAAUGGGGUGUUGAAGCAAAGAAGGUGUGGCACAUUGCAGGACCAGGUAUCUUGAAUGCAGUCUCAUUGGUUUCCCUUGAGUUUGUUACAGCUGCAUUUGCUGGAAGACUGGGAGAUUUAGAGCUUGCUGCUGUCUCAGUAGCUCAUAACGUUAUAGCAGGCUUUGCCUAUGGAGUCAUGUUAGGGAUGGCAAGUGCUCUGGCAACACUUUGUGGUCAAGCAGUAGGAGGUGGACAGUUGAAAAUGCUUGGAGUUUACUUGCAGAGAUCAUGGAUCAUUACUGGAGUUACAUCUUUGUUGCUCACGCCAGUUUUUGUCUUCACUUCGCCGAUACUAAAGCUCCUUCAUCAAGAUAAAGACAUCUCUCAUCUUGCAGGGAAAUACGCGAUUUGGAUAAUCCCACAAAUGUUUGCAUAUGCCCUCAACUUUCCUAUGCAAACGUUUCUUCAAUCUCAGAGCAAAGUUUGGUUCACGGCCAUCGUAUCCAUGGGAGGAUUGGGAAUUCAUGUACUGCUAAAUUGGAUUCUUGUAAUAAAGUUCGGGCAUGGCCUUUUUGGUGCUGCAAGUGCUGGUAAUAUCUCUUGGUGGAUUUUGGACAUUGUUCAGCUUAUUUACAUAAUUUCUGGCUAUUUUCCAGAGGCAUGGACUGGUUUUUCAUGUCUGGCUUUCAAAUCAUUGACUAACUUUGUGAAGCUAUCACUUGCCUCCGCGAUAAUGAUGUGUUUAGAGGUUUGGUACUUCACGGCAGUCAUUCUAAUGGUAGGAGGCUUGAAAAAUGCUACGAUUGCUAUUGAUGCCAUAUCGAUCUGCCUUGGCUUGCAAGUGUGGACACUGACGGUUGCCUUAGGUUUCACUUCAUCGACCAGUGUGAGAGUUUCAAAUGAAUUAGGAGCUGGAAAUCCAAAAGCAGCAAAAUUCUCAAUUACAGUCAAUGUAUUGACAUCAGCUGUGAUUGGCCUUAUAUUCUCAGCUACAAUAUUAGCUACCAGAAAAGAGUUUCCAAGACUAUUCACAAAUGAGCAGCAUGUCAUGAAGGAGACAUCAAAGCUGGGCUAUAUUCUUGCAGCUACCAUCUUCCUUAAUGGCAUCCAACCUGUUCUACUUGGAGUGGCAGUAGGUGCAGGAUGGCAGCUUCAAGUGGCGUUAAUUAGCAUUGGAUGUUAUUAUGGUUUUGGGCUUCCAAUGGGUGCAUUGUUUGGUUACAAGUUCAAACUUGGCGUUGAAGGCAUACUCUCAGCUAUGCUUGCAGGCAGCUUGCUUCAGACCCUCUUCCAGUUCUUUAUCAUUGCACGAACCAGUUGGCACAAACAGGCUCUUCAAGCUGAGGAGAGAGUGAGAACUUUGGGUGGUGAAGUGGAGAACCAAUCAACCUCCCAGUAAAUUUCAUGGGUGGUUGUUCAAUUUUGUAUUUUUUAAUCAAAAGUCAUUUUUCUUUGUUAUGUUACACACAAAAGUUAUUUAACUUUGCCUCUUCUUUCACAAAAAUUAUUUUGAUAUAAUUUGGUUAGAACACUAUCUAAAAUUUGAGACGAAAUAAAAAACCAUCUUUUAUGUUUAAA
Capsicum annuum is the source of this 1768-nucleotide messenger RNA. RefSeq names its product protein DETOXIFICATION 29. Gene Ontology annotation, cellular component: membrane. Gene Ontology annotation, biological process: xenobiotic detoxification by transmembrane export across the plasma membrane. The coding region runs from base 180 to 1589 and encodes 469 amino acids. Gene Ontology annotation, molecular function: xenobiotic transmembrane transporter activity; antiporter activity. The record is from RefSeq and is a predicted model, not a curated record. NCBI's taxonomy places the organism in Eukaryota, Viridiplantae, Streptophyta, Magnoliopsida, Solanales, Solanaceae. The transcript has 7 exons.